Molecule: messenger RNA, 2826 nt
Organism: Ylistrum balloti
Lineage: Eukaryota; Metazoa; Mollusca; Bivalvia; Pectinida; Pectinidae
Product: mucin-2-like
Exons: 1
Coding region: 1-2826 (941 amino acids)
Biological process (GO): regulation of RNA splicing
Cellular component (GO): cytoplasm; nucleus
Source: RefSeq, a predicted model, not a curated record
AUGGAACUUCUAAUUAUUAUCAUGGAACGACCUAUCUUUACCAUGGAACGACCUAUUAUUACCACGGAACGACCUAUUAUUACCACGGAACGACCUACUAUUACCAUGGAACGACCUAUUAUUACCACGGAACGACCUAUUAUUACCAUGGAACGACCUACUAUUACCACGGAACGAUCUAUUAUUACCAUGGAACGACCUACUAUUACCACGGAACGACCUAUUAUUACCAUGGAACGACCUACUAUUACCAUGGAACGACCUAUUAUUACCACGGAACGACCUAUUAUUACCAUGGAACGACCUACUAUUACCACGGAACGAUCUAUUAUUACAAUGGAACGACCUACUAUUACCACGGAACGACCUAUUAUUACCAUGGAACGACCUACUAUUACCAUGGAACGACCUAUUAUUACCAUGGAACGACCUACUAUUACCAUGGAACGACCUAUUAUUACCACGGAACGACCUAUUAUUACCAUGGAACGACCUAUUAUUACCAUGGAACGACCUACUAUUACCAUGGAACGACCUAUUAUUACCACGGAACGACCUACUAUUACCAUGGAACGACCUACUAUUACCACGGAACGAUCUAUUAUUACAAUGGAACGACCUACUAUUACCACGGAACGACCUAUUAUUACCAUGGAACGACCUACUAUUACCAUGGAACGACCUAUUAUUACCAUGGAACGACCUACUAUUACCAUGGAACGACCUAUUAUUACCACGGAACGACCUAUUAUUACCACGGAACGACCUACUAUUACCACGGAACGACCUAUUAUUACCAUGGAACGACCUACUAUUACCAUGGAACGACCUAUUAUUACCACGGAACGACCUAUUAUUACCAUGGAACGACCUACUAUUACCACGGAACGACCUACUAUUACCAUGGAACGACCUAUUAUUACCAUGGAACGGCCUAUUAUUACCAUGCAACGACCUAUUAUUACCAUGGAACGACCUACUAUUACCAUGAAACGACCUAUUAUUACCAUGGAACGACCUAUCAUUACCAUGCAACGACCUAUUAUUACCGUGGAACGACCUACUAUUACCAUGAAACGACCUAUCAUUACCACGGAACGACCUACUAUUACCAUGGAACGACCUAUUAUUACCAUGGAACGACCUACUAUUACCAUGGAACGACCUACUAUUACCAUGGAACGACCUAUCAUUACCAUGGAACGACCUACUAUUACCAUGGAACGACCUACCAUUACCAUGGAACGACCUAUCAUUACCAUGGAACGACCUACUAUUACCAUGGAACGACCUAUUAUUACCAUGGAACGACCUACCAUUACCAUGGAACGACCUAUCAUUACCAUGGAACGACCUACGUUUACCAUGGAACGACCUAUUAUUACCAUGGAACGACCUAACAUUACCAUGGAACGACCUAUCAUUACCAUGGAACUACCUAUUCUUACCAUGGAACGACCUAUUAUUACCAUGGAACGACCUGCUAUUACCAUGGAACGACCUGCGUUUACCAUGGAACGACCUAUUAUUACCAUGGAACGACCUACUAUUACCAUGGAACGACCUAUUAUUACCACGGAACGACCUAUUAUUACCAUGGAACGACCUAUUAUUACCAUGGAACGACCUACUAUUACCAUGGAACGACCUAUUAUUACCACGGAACGACCUACUAUUACCAUGGAACGACCUACUAUUACCACGGAACGAUCUAUUAUUACAAUGGAACGACCUACUAUUACCACGGAACGACCUAUUAUUACCAUGGAACGACCUACUAUUACCAUGGAACGACCUAUUAUUACCAUGGAACGACCUACUAUUACCAUGGAACGACCUAUUAUUACCACGGAACGACCUAUUAUUACCACGGAACGACCUACUAUUACCACGGAACGACCUAUUAUUACCAUGGAACGACCUACUAUUACCAUGGAACGACCUAUUAUUACCACGGAACGACCUAUUAUUACCAUGGAACGACCUACUAUUACCACGGAACGACCUACUAUUACCAUGGAACGACCUAUUAUUACCAUGGAACGGCCUAUUAUUACCAUGCAACGACCUAUUAUUACCAUGGAACGACCUACUAUUACCAUGAAACGACCUAUUAUUACCAUGGAACGACCUAUCAUUACCAUGCAACGACCUAUUAUUACCGUGGAACGACCUACUAUUACCAUGAAACGACCUAUCAUUACCACGGAACGACCUACUAUUACCAUGGAACGACCUAUUAUUACCAUGGAACGACCUACUAUUACCAUGGAACGACCUACUAUUACCAUGGAACGACCUAUCAUUACCAUGGAACGACCUACUAUUACCAUGGAACGACCUACCAUUACCAUGGAACGACCUAUCAUUACCAUGGAACGACCUACUAUUACCAUGGAACGACCUAUUAUUACCAUGGAACGACCUACCAUUACCAUGGAACGACCUAUCAUUACCAUGGAACGACCUACGUUUACCAUGGAACGACCUAUUAUUACCAUGGAACGACCUAACAUUACCAUGGAACGACCUAUCAUUACCAUUGAACUACCUAUUCUUACCAUGGAACGACCUAUUAUUACCAUGGAACGACCUACUAUUACCAUGGAACGACCUGCGUUUACCAUGGAACGACCUAUCAUUACCAUGGAACGACCUACUAUUACCAUGGAACGACCUACUAUUACCAUGGAACGACCUAUUAUUACCAUGAAAUGCAUUAUUAUAUUCAUGAAACGCCUUAUUAUCAACAUGACACGCAUUAUCAGUACCAUGGAACGCAUUAAUUUGCCCUUUUUGUAUUUUCACCGCAGUCUUAUUUGGUGA